Messenger RNA from Labeo rohita (rohu), 2204 nucleotides. Its product is annotated as GTPase IMAP family member 7-like. The record is from RefSeq and is a predicted model, not a curated record. The transcript is spliced from 4 exons. Bases 155 to 1228 code for a protein of 357 amino acids. Lineage: Eukaryota; Metazoa; Chordata; Actinopteri; Cypriniformes; Cyprinidae. Gene Ontology annotation, molecular function: GTP binding.
CUGCAAACAGGUUUUUCAAGUUUGCGGUAGUUCACUGUUUAAAAUAAGGGCUGGAAAAUCUAAAUAAAGCACUCCCUUAUAGAGAGAAGUAAAACAAAACCCUUCACAUAACAGACAUCCAGACUCUCGUGAGCACCACAUCAUAGCAGUAACUAUGGAGGACACUAAAAACUCUCCUGAAAAACCAGCAAAGACCACAAAAUCUUGGGUCUCAUCUUCCUUCAUUAUACUAUUUAGUAUAAUUGCGGUCACUGUUGCAAUAACGGUGCAGAUGUUUAGGCAACAAAAUCAUCAAAAGGGUGCUUCAGGUCAUGAUUCAAGUGCUACAGUGCAUCAUCCAGGCGAUCCACUCCGGAUUCUUUUGGUUGGAAAAACAGGAGUGGGGAAAAGUGCAACAGGCAACACAAUCCUGGGGAAAAAGGUUUUUAAAUCAGAGAUAUCCUCCUCCUCUGUGACUGGAGAAUGUGAAAAGUUUCAUGCCGUUAUAAAUGGCAGAAAAGUAUCUGUCAUUGACUCUCCAGGUCUGUUUGACACCAGCCUAACUGUGGGUGAAGUCAUUAACAGAAUUAAACUUUGUAUUCCUCUCUCUGCUCCUGGUCCACAUGUCUUCUUAGUUGUGAUUCAGCUGGGCAGAUUCACAGAUGAAGAAGCAGAAGCUGUAAGAAUAAUCCAAACAAUUUUUGGUGAGGAAUCUUCCAUAUACACCAUGGUACUGUUCACUCAUGGAGAUGAACUGGCGGGCAAAAACAUUCACACAUUUGUGCGGGACAACCCAAAACUUCUCAGUUUCAUCAAAAAAUGCAAUGGACGAUACCAUGUGUUCAGCAAUAAAGAAAAAAAUCCUGAUCAGGUCAUUCAGUUACUUGACCAGGUUGAUAAAAUGGUCACUGGAAAUGGUGGUCAAUACUACACCAGUGAGAUGCUUGAAAUGGUAGAGAAAGCGAUUGAGGAAAAGAAACAGCGUAUCCUGAAGGAGAGAGAGAAGGAGAGACAAAGGUCGAUAGCAGUUAUUAGUGGCAUAUUUCAAGGAGAAGACUUUGAAAAAGCAAGACAAAAGACAAAUGAUGAUUAUGAGCAGCAGGCAAGAGAGGAAGCUGAGAGAGACCCUUCAUUUUUUGAGAAACUGUUCAGUUAUUUAAAGGACCUAUUCUACAGAUUCUGGGGCUAUUCAUCUUCACAAGACAAGCUAUUUGACUUUAUUAAAUCGAAAAAACCUUUUUAUUUCUAAUUGUGCAAAAUAUUUCACUAACUUAGUUGUAAUGGAAAACCUUUUACAUCUCUCUUGAUUUGCAAGUUUUAACAGAAAGAAUCUAUAAACAGUUUGUUUACUCGGUUUGGAUCAAGCUUGUGCUCAUAAACAUCACUAAGACUGAGAUUUUAAGACUACUCAGAAGCAUCUGAGAACUUCAACAUAACCAGCAGGUAAAGGGGGAGCUGUUGUGAUAUGGAGUAGAAAUUUAUAUAUAGAAGAGGUCUAUCGACAACUUAAAAAUUAGGAUUUUUAUCAACCUUUAAAGAAUGAUCCAACAGAGACAAUGGAACAAGAAUUGUUGUUUUUACUAACUGAUGCAAGAGAGAAGAACUGGAUUAAGGAUAGUGAACUUAAAUUCCUCUAUGUUAAGAAUCCAUGUGUGGUAUGUUUUUACAUGUUGCCAAAAAUCCAAAUCCUAAUUACACUACACCUGGCAUUUGUUUGAUACCUGACACACUCUGAGGAAGGCUGAGGGCCGAAGUGCAUCAGUGUGCAGAGUUCUAAUAAGAGCUAAAUAAAGGCUUUUUUAACUUUUUGGACCAGAGGAUGUGCCUUGGAUUCUUCUUUUUUUGCAAUAGUGGUUUCAAACCCAACCAAAGAGCACAUUCUGGGAUUACUUCACGAGGUCCUUAAUCAGCAAGUAGUGCUUAUAGAUGUCUCUUGUGAUUGAAUAUAAUUUGAAAUGUGGCUAUUUAAAUGUUAUAACACUUGCAGCCAAAGCACUGGAAAUUUUUAAGUGACCAGAACAGAAACGUCAAAACAAUCCAGAAGUUCUUGCAAUUCAUCCAAAACUUGUAAUCAUGUAUAAUUUCCUAAUGUAUUAUUAUUAUUAUUAUUAUUAAAUUCACUUUUGAAUGGUUUUGUACUUUUCUAUUGGCACUUUGAGUUCUGAUUGUAGCCUUUGGCCUUGUGUAUGAUUUGCUUUUUAGUAAACUUGUGCAUAUGGAUCCUA